UCUCCUUCAGUCGGUCUUUCGCGAUCAACGGGCGCUGGAUCACUGCAAGCAGCCUCCCAACAAUCCUCAUUUAUCUCACACGCGCGGUCGUACAUGUACGAGCAACGUGUGUGUUUGUGGUUGAAAAAUCGAAAGUGAUUCAAAUCACCGGUCGCUAUCCAGCAGUCUCGAUUCGACCUUCUUCAGUGCAGCAUCGCACGCGACUUACUGGAGCCCAGCUUGAAGGAGGCCUUAAAAACGAGUUCUUUAGCUUCCGAUUGCAAGUGUACUCCGUUCUGCUUUAGAGCUUAGUAUAGAUUCCAACGUGAUUCAAAGGACCAAAAAAGCGUGUAACUCGUGAAGAAACGAAUACAAACAUAGUUAACCAAAACAACAUGGUACGUUUAGUGGUUCUUUUGCUGUGCGUGUCGAUGGCGACAACGCAAAAACCGGGCAAUUUUAACUUCAAAGAGAAAGGUUUCAAAAGCAGCCAAAGCUACGACAUAGAUCCACAGGUGUUGGAAAUCCAGCGACAGAACCUGAUAACCCAGAAGAUCCUCCAGCGUUACCUGGAACGGCGGUUACAUCCGGGCCGCAAGCCACAGAUCCGCGUGCCAUCGGUGGAGGAAAUACUUCCGAAGCCCUUCUCACCACUCGCCUCCGUCCGCGAUGUGAGACAGCAAAAUCAAACGGGCGCGAACGAUAAUGGUGGCUCCCGGUACGAUCUGUUCAAUGUACGGAAUGGGCGACAGUACAACAGGACACAGCUGGAGGAGGAUGGCAGUGGGGCGGACGAGGCGUACCAUGAUGAGGAGUUGCCGGGUGGUGAAGAUUAUCGGGAGGAGCGUGAGCUGGACCAGUACGAUGAUUUGGGCGAAUCGUUCGAUAAUGAUCGGUACGAUAUCGAGUCACUGCAGUCGGGCGAAUCCGAGCACGUGGAUUCGUUCUAUCGCGACAAGUACUACAGCAGACAGAGAGCAUCUCAGCUCUCGGCACGCGAUUCGGGCGAGUUGCUUGAUUUGAACGCGCUGGAUGAAGAUUUCGAGGACGAUCCGGAGCUGAGUGUGCUGAGCGAAAUUACGAACGAAAUACGGUUGCGCCAGGAAGCGGUUAAAGCAUCCGCGGAACAGUCCGAAGAAGACGGUGCUGGGCGAGUGAAGCGUCAAGCGAUCAAUAACCGCACGUCACGCCGUGGUCGGGUGACGUACCGGGACACACCCACGAUCACCAAUCGGGUAGAUGCACGGUACUACACGUCGGACGAUUAUGUCGACUAUCCGACAACGCCCCGGUUGAACAAAAACCUGCGCGACAACUACUCCGAGUAUCGGUUGCUGUCGAAGAGUCGCAUCGCCGCGAACGAACCGGUCAAACCGAGCAGGCCGCGUGCCACCACGACCCAAACGACACUUGCCCGGAAUGCGGCACGAUCGCGCAAUCGUAAUACGCUCAAAUCGCUGGCCUACAAACCCAACGUUUACAAUGCCAACAGUCGCCGGCCAACGUUUACGCUGUCCGCGUACAAUAAGGCUCCUACGCGACCGAGCAGCAACUCACGCCGGGGAGGAACGUCACGGGGCGCGUACAAGGAUGAGGAGCCGGGUCGGAACUGGAAUCGGUUUGGGCAGGCUACUCCCUCGACACAGGAUUGGCGUCGGAAGACGGUCAGUCUCGGUAGCUCCAACAUUCAACCGAGUACGGCCGCCCUGACGGUAACGUUCUUCCUGCCGACGGACACAACCGUAUCGGUGGUUGCCAACUCCAAGACGGAGAUCAGCUUGAUCAAGACGACCACAACGAGCAUUGAGGAGAUCUGUACGUCCUGCUUCUCGCUCACGCAAGGUCCCAACGGACUGCCCGUGCACGUGCUCAACAAGGAGAUAACGUCCUUCAACAACGAUGGUCUGUUCGAGAUCACCAAGUUCAUUCUCAGCUCGACACCUACCACCACGAUCUCGGUGUCGCAGAACACCUUCCGCGGCCGCUCCACCGCAUAUUCGGCCACCAUUUCGACCACCAUCUACGAGGCGACGCCGUUCGUACAAACCAAGGGCAAACCGGCCGAUCCUAACUCGGUACUGUCGAACGCUCCGUUGGCCAAUAUCUUGCUUUCCCAGCUGCUGCUCGGAAAUCUGGGCGUACCGCAAGAGCCUAACUUUAUCCCGCGACCGACCGAAUUCCUGCCCGACCCGAACCGCUACCAGGUCGUGGUGACGACGGCCACCGAUUACAAGACGCACGUGAAGGAGGUGGUCGAAACGAUCACGCAGACGAAAUCGAUCGUACUGCCGGUUACGUUCCAGGGACGCGAAAUCUUAACGACUGUGUACGAAAGUGACGUCACCAGCACGGUGAUAACAUCGUUCAUUACCGAAACACUUACCAUUCCGACGACUUCAACGAUUCGCAUUCAGCCCACCACGAACCCGGCAGAUGAUUUGUCCAACAAGUUGAGUCUGCUGCUGCCACUGCUGGAAGAGCGAGAACGACAGAACCGUCUACUGUCCGCCAUUGAGCCAACGCUGCCCGUCGUUGCACCGGUACCACCAACGAUUGCACCCUCGCCUACGGCCACUAGUGCCGUGUCGAAGGUGUACGUGUCCGGACAACAUCCCGGCGAGUUUAGCGUGUCGUUUACCACCAUCUUCAACACGUAAGGCAGGCGAGCGGUGGACCUUUUCGUUCGGGGAGUCAACCAUUGGCGGAGGUCUCGUUUUCUGGAGUGCGCCAUCCCGAAGCUGAGCUAAAUGGGGGAUGGGACUUGCUACCGGACACUGCAAUACUCAGCUUGAUUUUAGGUUUAAAUUAGUGUAGCGUUGAGUCACCUGAUCCCGACUGCGAUUUUUUUAUUUUGAGUCAUCGUAAGAAGCAGACAAACACAGCUGAAGAAAACCCCGGAUUCAUCCGGACGGGAAUCGUCGGGACUGUAGGAAAUAAUUUUUGCCCCAAAUGCAAUCUCUCAAACGAUCGCGAGAGAUCGCGAGAGCUUAGGAAACAAACCAUGUCAGAGAUUUGAAGCGAAUGUGACAGUAUCUGCACCGUUGAUUGAAUCGUUUGCAUCAUCAAUAAAUUGUACUAAAGCUGUGAAGAUAUA
This is a messenger RNA of Anopheles stephensi (Asian malaria mosquito), 3073 nucleotides long. RefSeq names its product location of vulva defective 1-like. The record is from RefSeq and is a predicted model, not a curated record. The transcript is spliced from 7 exons. Gene Ontology annotation, biological process: biological process involved in interspecies interaction between organisms. The coding region runs from base 375 to 2636 and encodes 753 amino acids. Gene Ontology annotation, cellular component: external side of plasma membrane. Lineage: Eukaryota; Metazoa; Arthropoda; Insecta; Diptera; Culicidae. Gene Ontology annotation, molecular function: carbohydrate binding.